Messenger RNA from Pseudogymnoascus verrucosus, 3119 nucleotides. RefSeq lists its product as uncharacterized. The transcript has 4 exons. Bases 829 to 2532 code for a protein of 567 amino acids. Lineage: Eukaryota; Fungi; Ascomycota; Leotiomycetes; Thelebolales; Thelebolaceae. The record is from RefSeq and is a predicted model, not a curated record.
AUAUUGGUAUAUCAAAGUCUCGAUAUAUGCGUAAUAUGGUCAUUUCCAAGCAAUAAUCAAACCAUAUGCGAGAGAUAGCACUCUGCCACAAAUGUCCGCGGCAUUUUCCCAGUCCAGUAGCGGGUUGGCGUCGAGUGUGAUUGACCAGAGAAGACCGCCUUGCACCUGCCAUUUCAAACUGGUUGGCUGAUGUGCGGCACUAAUGGCUGACCAGCUCCAUGCAAUGCCAGCAGUAGCCUGUCCUCAAGUCGCCGAACUUCACUGGCCGCAGAAUAUCGACCGCGCUGAAACCAGCACAUCUGCAUUCUGAAUGGACAUCUGUAUGUUCCUCAUGCAGUUCAUCUCGCAGUCACAUUUAGGGAAACGAAUGAGCUCCCGCUUAGCCUGCCUGAUUCGUGGCUAAUUCGAGCGAGUGAGGUGAGAGUUUGGGGACCCUGCGGCAAGUUGGACAACGCACUCCCACACUUCAUUAAAGCGCACGUCCACCUUGUCUCACAUUACGCCGAGUUCACAAGCGAAAGAUUCCUUCCCACAUCCCAUAAGUCGCGCACUUCCCAUUUUCUUCCCCCUCCGUCCUUUUCCUACGAAAACCUCACAGCAUUCCCACCAUUUGGAUAGUAUUCAUCCAUUCUAUACUAUACCCACUUGGCCUUUGUACCGAUUAUUCCCAUCUGGACAUCACCACACUUAGCCGGAGUCUUACAUACCACGGACAACAUCUACCACUCUUCUAACCACCUGGAAUUCCAUUUUGUUCUUUGUGACUACAGCCAGGGAUACCCAGCACCAAACAAUCCGGAGGUCGACCCAUAACUCGCACCAUAGGACAUGACUACUCUUGUUGCGACUUCAUUUUUGCCUGAUAUGAUGGCCAGACACAGACUGCAAGAUCACACCGACGACGGAUCGGCCAGGUAUAUGGACGUUCCGUUGAGGGAUCAAUACAGUGAACCGUUAUGGUUACCCCAGACAGUUGGAGGCCCACAGAACUUCCACGCACCCAAAGGAUACCACCAGAAUCCCCAAUCUGGUGUAAGGAGCCGUACGUCCCAAAAUGGAACCCCUCCAGGAUUAGAUGACAGCCCUUUCUAUGGCAACAUUUCGCACCAGUGGAACCAGACUACCCCCCCUUAUACCAUGGACGAGAUGGCGCCGCUAUAUUCAAAAACUUCCUUGGAGACCAUGGUAUCUAACACAGACCUUACUUCCGGAAGUGACCAUCCCGGCACAUUGGAUUCCUCCUACUCUGUAUCCUCAGACCACUUGGACACUCUUGAUUGCUCUUCGAGUCUAUCUGAUACUGGUCUUUAUACAGACAACACAAACUUUGUGAAAAAUGAAUUCAGUGAGUUACAGUUUCUGGACGAAGAGGAAACCAGAACCGGAGCCUUUCAUACCGGCCUGAGUAAUGGUGAUCACCGGUCGCCAAGCCAUAUGGUCCCCAUUGCCAAUGGAUCUCCUUCGCACAUAUUUGCCAUGGGAACGGACGAGAGCAUCUAUACCACAGGAUCAGAGAUUAUGCCACAUUCCGUGGUUACUUCCGGAGCCCACACUGGAGAUUAUAACCCGGAGUUUUCCUGGAUGUCUGGUGACCAUACCGGCCCAAAGGUCUCAUCGCCCACAUAUUCAAUUUCUGGCCUGUCAAUUCCAAUGUCCAGGAGAAGCAGCGCACUCGAUGCCCUGCCAGCCUUUAAUGGCCAGUCUCCCAGGAGCUCCAGGAAAUCCAUGGUGCCCAACAACAGGAUUGACGAGGAUUCCUACCCCAAAUUUGGCGCCGAACCCUUGGAAUUUCUCGAGGAUCGCUUCAGUGACCGAGGUCGCCGCAAUGGCGAAACUUCCGAAAUGGACAAUGUUGCCCGGGAUCACCCAUAUUACCACUCUGCCGUCCUCGGCCCGGAUAGAUUAUACCACUGCCCAUGGGAAUCCAUGAACCCUCCUUGCAACCACAAGCCCGAAAAGCUCAAGUGCAACUACGACAAAUGUGUCGAUUCCCACUUGAAGCCCUACCGGUGCAAGGUCCAAUCCUGUGGAGAAACACGCUUUUCGUCAACCGCCUGCCUUCUUCGCCAUGAGCGCGAGGCCCAUGCCAUGCACGGACACGGCGAAAAACCAUUCCUCUGCACCGCAGAGAACUGUGACCGAGCCAUCCUCGGAAAUGGAUUCCCUCGUCAUUGGAACCUUCGUGACCACAUGAAGAGAGUACACAAUACUGUACCUGAGCCAACUGACUCGGACCAACCCACCAGACUGCCGCGCAAGCGUAAGACCAGCUCUGUUGAUGGUAAGAUGAGGAAGAAGAAUUCUGCCAGUUCCCCUCCCAAGGAUAUCCCAGCGCCACAACCAGUGAACAAUGAGCCCAGUCCGGAGGACCAGUUCCGUGAGCACCGUCGCCAACUCAUGUCUGCCAUGGAACUUCUCAAUGACCCAAGUGAUCCGGAGGCAUUAGCUAAGCUCCGCCGAGCCAAUACUUACCUCAAGGAGAUGGCAGCCACUUCUCAGAAGCUCGCCAGGACCAACAGCCCCACAGGUUGAACAACAAAUACCCAGGAUGCACGAAAUGACCAAAAGACUACAGUGAAUAGCGGAGCCAGACCGCAGGAUUUUCUUGACCUUGCAUGGAUAUUGCCAGCCAGGAGAUGAUCUGCCUUGUUCCCUAUUCUAUCUACAGUCAUGUUACCAGUCAUGCACAGAACAGUUCUAAACCUACAAGACCAUUGGAUGCCCAGGAAUACACGGUACAGCCAUGGAAAGAAAACCUAAAUCCCACGAGUCAGUACCAGUCUGCUCGUGGGAGGACAAUAGACCCGGACAAGGAGCAUUAGGAUAUCAGCCACGAGGAUCUACUUUUUUACUGCAUUGUCAGGAUUAUAGAGUAUGCCCAAGGAUGAAAGAGGAACCAGAAUACGACAGAGCGCGGAGCCGAUUCGUGGAGAGGUGCUCGUGACUUAAAAGCCGUCUGUUGCUUAUAUAGUUAGCUGGGUUGGAGGGACAUGGAGGAUGGAUGAGAUGGACGGAGCUGAAAUUUGGAAAGAUGUUUUUGUAUUUGUUUUGAUAUUUUUAGAUAGAUUGCAUAACUAUGCGUGUGUUUUUACAGCAUGGUUCAACGUUCAGUGGGUGUG